UUACUCAUUGAUCGCGAAGUAGUGUCAAUAUCCGGAGUUUUUAGGAGCUCUCGACCAGUGCCGUCGAAUUCGAAGGUGACGGAUUGGCUGUGCAACCAGACCGGACUCGAUUCGCGUCGGCAUCUCUUGAUGGUCACGUUUUACUGUGGAAUUCGCGAAACGUUGUUGGAGAUGGCCCUGCGCCAUCUGUUAGAUCAGAUGCCUCGUUCUUGUAUAACAAAAACUACCCAGUUUCGUCGAUUGGCUGGGCUAGCAACGAAAUCAUCGCGGCAGCUAUCGGCGACGGUCACGUUCUCUGGGUCGAUUGCGCAGCUAGCGAACCACGAAUCCUUACGAAGGUUCAACUACCUAAACUCGAGGGUGCACCUGAACAGAUCCAUGUGUCAAACAAUGUUACUUAUCUUCCGAAGUCAUCACGGUGCAAUUUACUGUCUUGAUCUGAGAGUUGGCAAAACGAAUGGCUCAUUAGGAUUUCAUGAGGUUUGGCGACGGGAGGUAGUGAAAUACCAUGGGCUGGUAACGUCAUUCAUUGUCGAUCCGAUCAUGGAGAACUGGAUGGUAAUGUGC
Molecule: messenger RNA, 567 nt
Organism: Ostertagia ostertagi
Lineage: Eukaryota; Metazoa; Nematoda; Chromadorea; Rhabditida; Trichostrongylidae
Source: the annotation of a GenBank genome assembly